This is a messenger RNA of Penaeus vannamei (Pacific white shrimp), 647 nucleotides long. The record is from RefSeq and is a predicted model, not a curated record. NCBI's taxonomy places the organism in Eukaryota, Metazoa, Arthropoda, Malacostraca, Decapoda, Penaeidae.
UCGGUGGGGCUGAAGGCAUCCAAACCGUCACCAGCAUGAAUCCGUUUAAGCUGAGCCUCUGCCUGGCCCUUCUGGCCGCCGGCGCCGUCGCAGACACUCGCUCCCACGCCCAUGGAGGAUUCGUAGGACACACAGGACCCUCCCUCGGAGUGGCCCAUGGACACGGCGGUUCCCUUGUGUCUGGACACGGCGGUUCCCUUGUGUCUGGACACGGCGUCUCGCACGGAGGAUCCUUUGGGCGUGGAGUGGGCGGCCACGGAGGGCCGGUGGUCGUAGGACACAGCGUGUCCAGCGGUCCCGUCUACGGCGGCGGCCAUGGCGUCUCCGUCAGCGGAGGCCAUGGCCUCAGUUCUCACGGAGGACUUCGUCCUAGCAUUGGACACAGCAGCGUUUCAAGCGCCAACUUCCACGGCAGCUCCUUUGGCGGACACGGCGUGCACGGAGGCUCGCUCUCGCGCCCUCACAUCGUAUCACGCCCACACGUUGCCUCACGCCCACAUGUCGUCUCACGCCCACACACUAGCUUCUCCACAGGCUUCAGCAGCGGCCACGGAGGCGUCGUUGGACAUCAUGGCGCUCCUAGCUAUGGAAGGCACUGAAUGCAGCGAAGACAAACUUUCCCCUAAUAUAUGAAAAUAAAUGUCUAC